CUAGAAUCCUGGGAAGUUCAUCCUGUCUACCUCUUGAGGCAUACCCAUGGCACUCAGCCAGCUGUACCAUUGCGAAGGAGACUGUAUUCACCUCCUCCCGCACGUUGCCCACAAUUGGCCAUGGUUCGACAAACUGCUGGAGUAUACCUGCAUGAAUCUUUGUGAUCGGAUCCUGAAAUUCCAGCUAGGUUUGCUUGGACGUAGUAGUGAUACAAGCCAUCUUCACCUCAUCCAAUUUUGCUAGGAUCCACCUCAUGAACGACAUCAGCCCAUUUAGUAAAGCUACUGUGCUCAAUAUUCCCUUCUUUGACCACGCGCGGGCUCGUGAGCUUAGUAGAUUAUCAAUUCUUUGCUCCACUAGGUUACCAGAGAGAGGCUCUUUCAAGUACUGUGCAAUACUCUUUCCUCCUACCGAGAACGUUUAGAUAAGCCAUAACCUGUAUAACAAAGACUAGAUACCAGAGCCCUCGGGGAUUUGAAGCGUUCCAAUUGGACAUCUCCCGGGAAC
Messenger RNA from Aspergillus pseudonomiae, 508 nucleotides. RefSeq lists its product as uncharacterized. The transcript has a single exon. The coding region runs from base 47 to 244 and encodes 65 amino acids. NCBI's taxonomy places the organism in Eukaryota, Fungi, Ascomycota, Eurotiomycetes, Eurotiales, Aspergillaceae. The record is from RefSeq and is a predicted model, not a curated record.